Messenger RNA from Jaminaea rosea, 1839 nucleotides. RefSeq lists its product as hypothetical. The transcript has a single exon. The record is from RefSeq and is a predicted model, not a curated record. Gene Ontology annotation, cellular component: nucleus. Lineage: Eukaryota; Fungi; Basidiomycota; Exobasidiomycetes; Microstromatales. Bases 422 to 1639 code for a protein of 405 amino acids.
CGCGCCUCGACCACGACCAUUACUUCCUGCCUCCCUCAUCGCCUCCAAUUGGCCAGCUGCAGACAGUCGCCUCCCCUCUUCUUCGCAAUCAGCCUCGCCCCGUGUUCUCACCAGCAAUGCCAGCAGCAGCAGCAGCGUCAUCCAGUCCAGCGCACAGUCGAACCGGCCGAUCCAAGAGCGCCAAUCAAGAAGCGGAGACGUCCUUGGCCGGUGCGACAUCCACAGCCUCGCCUGCUGCCCACGAGACAAACGGAAGCGGCAACGGAGAUGCCGAAGGAGACGAGGAAGACGAAGAGGGAGAAUACGAGAUUGCAACCAUCAUCUCCCACGAGACGGGUCUAUAUGCUGAGGUGAGUGGUACUAUGCUCGGCAGAGCGCGCAUAGCAUAUACGCGACAUCCGCUCACCCCGGCUCCGCGUACAUGCGCUGCCAGAACGAAAUGGCUUACUUCGUAUCCUGGGUAGGCUACGGUGACGAGCACGACAGCUGGGUGCGUGAGGAGGAUGCAGAGAAUGCGGCAGACAUGCUCGCCGAGUACUGGAAGAGGCAGAAGCGACCUGCCAAAUCGAUCCUGGCCAUCUCCAAGACGGCGAGGCAGGUGUGGGCUCAGUUGGAUAAGGACAAGGAGCUCAGCCAGUCGCAGGGAGGUGCGGGAUCGAAGAAGCGGGGAAGAGGAUCACACGCUGCCGGCGCGAGUGGAUCGGCGGAUCCUUCCUCUUCGCGGGGGAAGAGCAAAUCAAAGAAACAACGCAACGCAGAUGCCGACGCGGAAGACGACAGCGACGAUCCCGAUGCAGACGUAGAUCUGACCCUCCUGAGCAGCGAAGAGCGAGAAGUUCUCCUCAUCAAACGCGCUCGUAAGAAGUACGAGCGCGUGGCGGACUGGGAGGAUGUGGUGGACGCUGUGGAGACUGUAGCGCGUACAGACCAAGGACGACUAGUUGCGUCGGUCAGGUUCAAGGAUGGAGCCAAGUUCAAGUUCGAGACUCCCAUUGUCAACAGGAGAUGCCCACAGAAGAUGCUAGCGCUUUACGAGUCGAGGCUGAGGUGGACCCCGCCUAGUAAGGAUGUCCCUCCUGUGCCGGAUGCCGUGCCAGCUCCACCUCCGGCGGCACCACCAGCAGCAGCAGCAGCAGCAGCAGCAGCAACAACAACAGCAGGGGUGGGAUCAGAAGCUGAUCAGCCAUCGGCAACAGGGGGAGGCGAUGGUGCAGCGGAAGCAGGCGUCACUGGCGAGGCGACAACACAGCAAGCUACGCAGCAAAAUGGAGGGACCACGCAACCGGAUACGGAAGCAGCGACUCAGCAGGGUCAUGAUGAAGAGAUGGCGAGCGCGACAAAACAAGGCGAGGAAGAGGCGUCCACAUCAGGGCAGGGAGAGACCUCUGGCGCAGAGAACGAGGCACAGCCGGUAGCGGUACCGUCAGCGGAGGGAGAGGCACAGGAUGGCGACACAGCGGGACGAGAAAGUGUCGGUGCCGUCGAUCCUAGUCAGAUCAUCUUCAGCGAUGUAACCAUGUCCGAAAGCGUGGGCGCGGAUCCGAGGCCAGAGGCUGUUGCAGGGCCGGGGCCCGGGGCAGGUGUUGGGGAACAAAGCGUUGAGAGUGCGGCUAGUGCAGAGGCUGAGGCUGUAUUGUAAUCGCUUCAUUCGAACUGCAUCAUUGGUCCAUCCCAAGGGGUAUCUGUGUCAUUUCAGAAGAGAGCCUUCGUCGUGGCAGCCUGAGGCUGAGGGCGGGGAUUGGACGCGAAGGCGAAAGCGGCGGAGGCGUGGAGUCGAGAGAGCGGAAGCGGCCUUUGAUGUGAUCCUGGCAGAAAGUUGGUCCUGCGACUCGCCUUGCC